Paramecium pentaurelia is the source of this 404-nucleotide messenger RNA. The record is from the annotation of a GenBank genome assembly. Lineage: Eukaryota; Ciliophora; Oligohymenophorea; Peniculida; Parameciidae.
AUGACAUGUUGGAGAAUUGAUAAUGAUAAUAUUAAACCAUUAAAAACAAUUAAAGUUCAUGGACAUCCAGUAACUAGUACUUGUUAAUCAAAAGAAGGUAUGUUUAUAGGUAUUGGAUGUUCAGAUGGAACUGUAAAAAUAAUAAAUGCAAGGUAUUAUAGAUAUACAUAUAUUAAUUUAGAAAAUUAGAUAUUGAAUCUAGUAAAUAGGCUCAUGAACUACCAUGUACAGCAUUAUGUUUUACUCCAGAUUCUAGAUUUAUUAUAUCUGGAUCAGUUGAUGCCAAAUACAGUUUUCUCUAAAAUACAAGACCUUAAGGAAUUUUUUCUUUACUUUCAAAAUUCUGGCUAUUAGGUAUGUUAUUAGCAUACUUAUUUAUUGUAAUAAAGGAUUUAUUUGAAUGA